CAGUCCCCUCCGGGUUUCCGUACCUUACGAAAGCAAAAGGUUGUAUAGCUUCAGUGCUAACUUCGCUUGUUCGUGCGCUGACAUUGAGAACUACCACGACAACCCACGUUUGAUAUCGCUUUUAAAUAAAAGGGCCCUCAUCAUGGUGACUGGAAAGCGCCUGGCUGACAUCGGCUAUCGGGCUUUCUCUGCCUCGAUGAUGCUGCUGACAGCGUACGGAGGUUACCUGUGUGCCAUGCGAGGAUACCGCUACAUGCAGAGAGAAAAACAAUUGAAACUGGCAGCAGAAAACCAGGAUCCUGAAGUCAUCAAAGACUGACGUCAGACGGACUGAUCUUUUUGCACAGAUGUGGACAUUACCCUAUUCCUGCUUUUCGUCCAUAGCAAAAUCACGAAGAUGUUCAAUCUUCUCAGGAUGUUUGUGUGAUUUCAUUGGGAUGGUAUUGUGCCCUCACAAGGAAGAUUUUUUGUUAGUGAAAACUUCAAGAAAAUUAACCAAGAACAUAUUAUUUGCAUCAGUGGCCUGUAUCAGAUCCAUGUUAAAAGUGGCAAUGUAUCAGAAGUGAAGACGCCUGUAACUCUUUGUAUUAUAUUAUAUUAAAGACCUUUAACCACA
Molecule: messenger RNA, 616 nt
Organism: Xiphias gladius (swordfish)
Lineage: Eukaryota; Metazoa; Chordata; Actinopteri; Istiophoriformes; Xiphiidae
Product: cytochrome c oxidase assembly protein COX14 homolog
Exons: 2
Coding region: 143-319 (58 amino acids)
Source: RefSeq, a predicted model, not a curated record